GCUGUCGGAGCCAAAAGGUCCAGUUACCCUCUGGCUAGAUUUGGAUUCCUCUUUAUCUCUCUCUCUUCAGAGGUGUCUCUUUCUGCAUUUAUUACUUCUAGAUUUAAAAAUCUUACUUUAUUCAUAAAUUUAUACAAGCAGAGAGCUAACAGAAUCAGCUCUGUCUGAAAGAAGAAAGAAAGAGGUCCUGAAUCCUUUUUGCAGUUGGUAAUUGCUAACUUGCUUGAUUGCACGUACAUUUCACACAAUUUGCUUGACAAGUGAGCCAAGACCGUGUGUUUCUCAUUCAUGACUUGGUGUGCAGAAGAAGAGGAGGAUGGCGAAGAAAAUAAUCUGAAGAUUUCUGAGGAGAAAAGAGACUGAGGUUUCACUCUGCUGGGAAGUCUCUGCUGAGAUAAACAGCCAUUCAUGCAUUCUGAAUUUUAAAUUCCAGGCACAACCUGAAACCCAAAAAGGAACUUCUCCAAAGAGCUGACCGACUGAGCCUGCAGAAUUUCCUUACUUUGCUUCCCAAGAAAUAACUAGUAUCAAGAACCAGACUGAUGGUGAAACCAUGGGGCUGAGUCACGUCUGCCUGCUGAGACACUGAGGUCUGAAACCCUGGCGAGGACCGGCUCUGUUCCCUUGGAGGAAAUGGCCGAGCAGCCUCAGCCACAGCAGAUGAAAACUUCCUUCCUUUUCAUCCAGCUGCAGCCCCCACCAACCCGAGCUACCCAAACUCUCCCCGCCCCUUCUCCAGCAACCGCAGUCUCAACAGCAGCCCCAGGGGGCCUGGAGGAGGGACACUUUUUCCCAAGUCCCAGAACAAGCUUCUUCUCAGCUCCCUGGAACCUCAAAUGUACGCAGGGCUUUGCUACUUCUCCUUCGAGCCUGCUGCCGGCGGAAGGCCCUGGAACACAGAGACCAGCUGCUUUCUAUUGCUAUUCACCGAAGGAAAAGAAGGAAGAAACAGAGAAAUCCCAGAAUCUGCAUGUAAGGAGGAGUGGAGUUGGUGGAUCCCCAUAUAGUGGGCGUUGCCUGGCCCCUGCUUCUAGGAAACUUGGCCUACCACAACAACUGCCAUGUAGGCUUGCUAGCCCAGAUCCUACACUGAAUGAUGGAAACAGCAGUCCUUCCAUAGGCUGGAAGCACUGGCCAGUCAUUUCUGCCCACGAGGACCUGUGGGAUAUGGACCCAGAAGCCAGGAAUGUCAUCGAAUUCUCAGUUCCACAAAGCACCCUGUCCUAUGCAGCUGACAGGGGCAAAAGAGCACUCCAGAGGACAGGGACUGUAAACCAAGAGGUACUCCCAAAAAACUGUGAAGAAAUAGGUACCGCCGUGCUGGCAACAAGGGCACAGCUCUUCAGAUAUUGCCCUACCGUUCAGAUCAGCCAGAGCUGCCUGGCCCCACCUGCUGCUGUGGCUCUCAAGGCAGAGCCGUUUGUUUGGGUUAACAAUGCAUCAGCACAUUCCCAGAGUGUUGCCAAGGCAAAGUACGAAUUUCUAUUUGGCAAGUCAGAAGAGAAAACUCCGGAUACUAGUGAUCAUGGAGGAAGCACUUUACUCCCACCAGCUGUCACAAAUGAAUUUCCAGAAUAUGGGACCAUGGAAGGAGGAGGGGAAGACCUCAGAGCCUCCCUAGACUUUGAUGCGAAGUCUCCACCAUGCCGCCUGCCUGGGCAGCAGGCCGUCCACCUUCUUGCUGGACAAGACUCUAUGCUUAACAGUGUUAUAGAAGGACCAAAUGAUGCCCCUCAGUGUCACCCUCAGGAACAAAGUUUACAACCCAUUGACUCUCUGAUUUCUGCUCUGAAAGCUACGGAAGCCAGAAUAGCUUCAGGAACAUUUCAAGCUACAAAGGUACUGGACAAAGAUGCUAACUUUUCAGUUUACCAGGUGGGUAAAGAACUGAGUAUUGCCAGUCAGAAGCCACGGAGAACCCAUAGGACAUUCCCUAUUGGCCCAGGAAAAUCACCAGAUAUACCUCUUUCGGUGGAAGUACCAACGGAGGAAAAAUUCUCUUUGCACAUCCAGGAGGAUCUGACUGCACUCUUACCCGAAGAAGCCCAAGCACAACUGUCCCAAAUAACUAAUUACAGGAGACAAGGGCCUCUCCAGGUGCCAGAGUCAGUGUGUCAUCCUGUGUCCUCAGGCUCAGUAGGGAGCCAUAACCCUGUGGACGGAGUUGGAGUUGGUGCUUUAAAAGAUCAGAGGUCUGACCUUGGAAGAGAGCACCCUAGAGGAUGUGAUCGGGGUGGCUCCAUGGGGCGCCAAGGCCGGAUCAAACAUGUAGGGUUUCAAGGAGUAGAGAUUUUCCGGGCGGGAGAGGAGGCGGAGAGCCGGUAUUCCGUAGGCUUCGAGACACCACCAGAAAGGACAGCCUCACCUGCGCCUGCGAGCAAAGAGUUUGCCAAAGGGCCAAGUCAUUCUAGCCCCGCCGCUGGUGUGUGCAGCAGCUCCACUCAUUUAACUGGGAGCAUUUGGGAUGAGACUUGCAAAGCUCCUUCAGCACGGCCGGGCACGAGCUUAGGCACGCUGUCGUCCCCUGCGCCUCUCGGUGAGAGUGGAGAGGAUGAGGUCUUCCUGAGAGAAAGCAAAGAACAUCUUGAGGAGAAUGUUGAUGUGCAGGGGGACAAAGAAAGGUUUCUUGAUCAAGAGGAGCACCUUAGGGGAGGAGAUGAUGAUAUUCUUGGGCCUGGAUAUACGGAGGACUCCACUGAUGUGUACAGCAGCCAAUUCGAAACUAUUUUGGACAACACUUCCUUAUACUACAGUGCAGAGUCAUUAGAGACACUGUAUUCGGAGCCAGAUAGCUAUUUUAGCUUUGAAAUGCCGCUUACUCCAAUGAUACAGCAGCGCAUUAAAGAAGGUGGCCAGUUCUUGGAGAGGACCUCUAUGGGAGGACAUCAUGAUGUGCUGAGUGUGUCAGCUGACGGUGGGAUAGUGAUGGGCUAUUCUACAGGGGUCACCAACGGACUGCACGAUUCUGCCAACUCGGUCUACACCAGAGGCCCUCAAGAGAUUGCAUUCUGGGGAAGUAGGGGCCAUUGCUUUGCUGAGGGGAAACCAACACUACUAGAUGCUGGUUCUGACAUGGGGAGCACUGACAUUCUGGAGAAGGAGACCCCAGAGAGUCUUAGUAAUGGCACUAACAGCAAUGUGGAAGCAGCUAAGAGAUUGGCCAAACGCUUGUACCAUCUAGACAGAUUCAAAAGAUCGGACGUUGCGAAGCAUCUAGGCAAAAACAAUGAAUUUAGCAAGCUGGUUGCAGAAGAGUACCUGAAGUUUUUUGACUUCACAGGGAUGGCGCUGGAUCAGUCUCUCAGGUAUUUUUUAAAAGCAUUUUCUCUUGUGGGAGAAACCCAGGAACGUGAGAGAGUAUUAAUACAUUUCUCCAAUAGAUAUUUUUCUUGUAAUCCAGACACUAUCACCUCAAAAGAUGGAGUCCAUUGCCUCACCUGUGCUAUGAUGCUCCUCAACACAGAUCUGCAUGGCCAUAAUAUUGGAAAGAAGAUGACCUGCCAGGAGUUCAUUACAAAUCUCCAAGGAGUAAAUGAAGGUGGGGAUUUCUCGAAGGAUCUUCUGAAAGCUCUGUACAACUCAAUCAAGAACGAGAAGCUUGAAUGGACAGUAGAUGAUGAAGAGAAAAAAAAACCUCCCUCAGAAGGUACUGAUGAGAAGGCUAAUGGAACACACCCAAAGACUAUCAGUCGUAUUGGGAGUACAACCAACCCAUUUUUGGACAUUCCUCAUGACCCAAAUGCGGCUGUCUACAAAAGUGGAUUUUUGGCUCGUAAAAUCCAUGCAGAUAUGGAUGGAAAGAAGACUCCAAGAGGAAAGCGAGGAUGGAAAACCUUCUAUGCUGUCCUGAAGGGAACAGUUCUUUACUUACAAAAGGAUGAAUAUAAGCCAGAGAAGUCUCUGUCCGAUGAAGACUUGAAGAAUGCGGUGAGUGUGCACCAUGCUCUCGCGUCCAAGGCCACCGACUACGAGAAGAAGCCGAACGUGUUUAAACUCAAGACUGCAGACUGGAGGGUCUUGCUUUUCCAAACCCAGAGUCCAGAGGAAAUGCAAGGGUGGAUAAGCAAAAUUAACUGUGUGGCAGCUGUAUUUUCUGCACCACCUUUCCCAGCAGCCAUUGGCUCUCAGAAGAAGUUUAGCCGCCCACUUCUGCCAGCCACUACAACAAAAUUAUCCCAGGAGGAACAGCUGAAAUCCCAUGAAAGCAAGCUGAAGCAGAUCACCACGGAGCUGGCUGAGCAUCGCUCAUAUCCCCCAGACAAGAAGGUCAAAGCCAAGGAUGUCGAUGAAUACAAGCUUAAAGAUCACUAUCUGGAUUUUGAGAAAACCCGUUAUGAAAUUUACGUCAGCAUCCUGAAAGAAGGAGGCAAAGAGCUCCUGACUACUGAUGGAAACGAGCCAGCGGGACUGAAGAAGUCACACUCAAGUCCUUCCCUUAACCCAGAUGCAUCUCCAGUCACUGCCAAGGUCAAGCGCAACGUGUCAGAGAGAAAGGACCACCGCCCUGAAACACCAGGCAUUAAGCAGAAAGUUACUUAGAAUCCAUCCGCGGCCAGGAAGUGCUGGUCAUGGAGCAAAAUAGGGUUUUUCAAGAUCUUUCUGGUAAUCCGUGAAUAUAUUUAAGAAACAGUCUGUGACUAGAUGGUGCAUUAGUAACCUUUUAUAUUGUAUAUUUUUGUUAGUUUCUGUACAGGUGUCUUUGCUCUUGAGUUCUUCGCUUUGAUGAUUUGGACAACUUUAUAACUAAUGCACCUUUUGUGAGGAGGAGGGUUACAGGUCCUUUCUCCUGCUUUCUCUUAUUUGCACUUCUGCACAGUUAUUUUAUGUAUCCCUGAUCAAUUGUUGUACUUUUUUGUUUUAGGUUUAAAUUUUUAAAUCCAUUGUGAAACACAUAACUGGACAAGCAUUGUGCUUUAGUAAAUCCUAGACUUUCCAUGUGAAAUCCUGCCCAGUCACGGAGGUGAAGUUGAAAGUUCAUAGUUGCUCACAUUAAAAAUGGCAGCGCUGGGAGUCAAGGUGUCCCAAGGUGGGACACUUCUGCGUCCUCCUGGCACCUGUUGUUGGUGCUGGACACAGGACAGAAGGGAGCAUGAGGAAGACAGGACUGGGGACUUCAGGGAGGCACAGGAGUUUGUCUCAGGUGUGCCUUGCAUUCCAGCCAGGCAAGGGAAUUCAGAAGUGGAGUCAUCUUGCUUGAAGGGCGACUGAGGGUGGCUUGAUCCCGAGCCACUUUUGUUUUCUAAAGGCUGGUGGCAGUAACCAGCUCUUCGGAGCUACAGAAGUAGGAUGUAUGGUCUUCUAUAGGAAUGUUACCUCACUCCUGUGGGAUCUAAACUAGGAAUCAAAAUCAUCUCUGUGAUUGAUACCUUUCCAUCCAGGAAUAGAUUCAUUUUACAUAGAUGUGCAGGCAUACAUCAUGUCCUGGUUGAAACAAAACAAUGUUGGAAACAAACACCACCUCCCCCACCCCCACACAUUUCCCUUUCUUUUCUAUAUCAAGACAAAUAAGGAGCAACACAGCUGCAGUUCUUCAUCAGGACCAGUGGCCGUCAGACUGAAUCUGAAAUGAGUCUGAUCCCAGUGACUGGGGAUGGAGGAUCUGAUGUAUGUGCAGCUUCUUAGGUUAUUCUCAUCUCCACCCUACAGCCGUCUUGCAGUGUCACUAUUAAAGUUGCUCCUGGAAUGACCUGUA
Mastomys coucha (southern multimammate mouse) is the source of this 5692-nucleotide messenger RNA. RefSeq names its product pleckstrin and Sec7 domain containing 3 (gene Psd3). Gene Ontology annotation, molecular function: protein binding; guanyl-nucleotide exchange factor activity; phospholipid binding. The transcript has 18 exons. The record is from RefSeq and is a predicted model, not a curated record. Gene Ontology annotation, biological process: regulation of ARF protein signal transduction. Lineage: Eukaryota; Metazoa; Chordata; Mammalia; Rodentia; Muridae. The coding region runs from base 634 to 4539 and encodes 1301 amino acids.